Molecule: messenger RNA, 4069 nt
Organism: Chelonus insularis
Lineage: Eukaryota; Metazoa; Arthropoda; Insecta; Hymenoptera; Braconidae
Gene: Past1
Product: putative achaete scute target 1
Exons: 15
Coding region: 394-3993 (1199 amino acids)
Biological process (GO): cilium assembly; endocytic recycling; endocytosis
Cellular component (GO): recycling endosome membrane; cytoplasm; plasma membrane
Molecular function (GO): GTP binding; cadherin binding; calcium ion binding
Source: RefSeq, a predicted model, not a curated record
AAUACGCUUCCCAAGAUGGAGAUAUGUAAUUUACAUUCCUUGUGUUGAUUUUAAAAAAAUCCCCUCGAGCAGGGUUCUUCAUUCCACAAUGCUACUGGAUACUUGGUUCUAAUUAUUAGUAAACUUAUCUUGAUAGUCAGGUUAUUGAACCCAAAUAACCUCAACGCCAGUAGCUAAAUCAACACCUUUUUCUAAAUUCCAUGUCUGCUGUCUCGUUCAAGUUUAUUUUGAUCAGCUGACUGUGCUAUAAUUAACGUUGACAAGCAUCCAAUGUUUGGGUUAAACAAAUAAAUAUCAAUGAUUUUGCGAAAAUUAACUAGUUAGCGAAAUUCAUCUGCUUGAUAUAGACCUCUAUCAAUGAUCUGAAUCAAUUCGUCAUUCUUCUACCAAAUAAUGAAUUCUACAAAUAGUUUUUGGGCACAAAAUUGUCGAUCAGGACGUCGAAGAGACUUUUCAAUAGUUAUUGUCCUUGGAGUGCUGAUAGGUUCAGCUUUGCUGGCUUAUACUGCUUUUGGACCUAAAAAAGACAAUCGAACUAUCAGACAAGUUGCCAUUAUAUUCCGUCAUGGUGAUAAAACACCUAGCAAGUCUUAUGCAACUGAUCCUUACCAGAAUUACAGUUGGGAAGAUGGCUGGGAUGCUUUGACGAAGGAGGGCAUGCUUCAGUUGUAUCACCUAGGAGAAUGGAUCAGACAAGAGUAUGGAGAAGUGAUUGGAAGAAAGUAUCAGUCUUCCAAGAUAUUUAUCCAAAGUAGCUAUGCUGAUCGUUGUAUCAUGUCUGCUCAAUCUUUGCUAGCAGCAUUAUUUCCACCAGCAGCUGAAGAAAUGUUUUUAAAUAACCUACCAUGGCGACCUGUACCUGUUCAUUCCAUUCCCAGAGAGAUGGAUAAAUUGAUCACUGUCAAAUAUCAUUGCACAAAAUUAGAGUAUGCUUUGAAAGAAGCUUAUGUUAAUGAGUCAAGGGUGUCAGAUAAAUCGCUGGCGAAUUAUUAUGCUGAGCUUUCUUAUCACACUGGUCAGAAAAUAGCAACAAUUACUGAUGUUGAGUUUUUGUAUAGCACUUUGAUGAUUGAAGAAAAGAAAGGAUUAGUGCUUCCAGAAUGGACUAAAAAAUUUUAUAACGAACAAAUGAAAGAAAUAGCUAUGAAGAGUUUGGCUAUUUUUACUAGUAAUACUCUCCAACGACGGCUUAGAGGAGGUCCAUUGCUAAAAGAGAUCACUGAUAACAUGAUGUUGGCUCGUAAUGGACAGACCAAGAAGCAAAUGUACUUAUACGCUGCUCAUGACAUCACAAUAGUAAACGUUCUCCGAGCCAUUGGUUUCACUGAAGAAUUAUUCCUACCAGACUAUGGAGCUGCGCUCAUUUUUGAACUGGUCCUGGCUGAGGACGUAACUGAAAAUGAUACCGAAUUGGACGUCAAACUUAAAUACUUAAACAACACUGAGAUGGUCGAAGCUCAUCCACUUGAGAUUCCAGGAUGCAAAGAGCCUUGUAAAUUUUUAGACUUACUAAGUGUUUGGAGAGAAGUACUACCUGUUAAUUGGGAUUCAGAGUGUGUUACGUCUAUUGUUUAUCUAUUUAGAGAUAAUAAAAUGAGUAGUAGAAAUCCAUAUAAAUGUAAUUAUCACAAAAAACGUCGUGAUUUUCGUUUAAUAUCUGAAAUACGACGAUGGAUUAUUGACUUUUGGUAUAAUUUUAUCAAACGUUUGAAGAAUGUUUUAUCAGAACGACGAUUAUCAAGAAUACAAUCUCUACAUACUAAGUCAAUUACCAAUAUUUCUACUCAUCUUGAUGCUGAGAAGAUCAAUCAUGUCUUGGCAGUACCAAGAGUGAAGUCACCGAAGUCAAAAAGAGCUAAGAAGCAUAGAAGAAAAGUGGAGAAAAAAAGCAGAGAAGAAAUAUUUGAAGAAUUAUCUGAUGAUUAUUUAGCACUCUAUAGAAAGAAAUCUUCAAGUCAUUUGAUUCCUAGGCAAACAGAGUCUGCAAUGAUUGAUAGGAAGCGAUCAUCAUGCAGCACGAGGUCUAGAAGAGCAUCAAGACAUUCGCAAAUAAACAUUAUGGUCCAAGAAGUGACUCAGAAAUAUGUUGGAGAUGGGUUUAUUGAUGAUCUUAACUGGCUUCCUAGAUUAUUUGGCUGUGUUUUGCCAUCAAGAUCAACAUCUAGGAUGAGCUUACAUAAAAUUGAGGAUAGUCAAGGCAAUAAUGAUGACAUUGACACCAAGAAUCAGCUAGAGAAAGUCAAAACAACACACCAAAAGCAUUCUAAAAUCCCUCGUUAUCAAUUCCAACAUCCUACUGUGAUGAAACCCAAGCCUAAAAUUCCUUAUUCCAAACAUCACCGGAACUGUAUCAGAAUAAAUAAAAAUAACCCCAAAAUGUUUAGUUGGUUGACUCGAGAAGGUGGAGAUAAGCAGGACAUCUUUGAUAAUGUGACUCAAGGACUGAAUCAGAUAUAUAAGACAAAAUUAUUACCAUUAGAACAACACUACCAAUUUUAUGACUUUCACUCGCCACAGUUGGAUGACCCCGAUUUCGAUGCUAAACCAAUGAUUCUGUUGGUUGGUCAAUAUUCCACUGGAAAAACCACAUUUAUCAAGUAUCUGUUGGAACGAGAUUUUCCAGGGAUACGAAUUGGUCCGGAACCGACGACAGAUCGAUUCAUAGCGGUGAUGUACGGUCAGAAGGAAGGAGUGAUACCGGGAAAUGCUCUAGUAGUUGAUCCAAGUAAACAAUUUAGGCCUUUGGCAAAAUUCGGCAAUGCUUUUCUCAACAGACUACAGUGUUCGACCCUUCCUUCGCCAGUGUUGAAAGGCAUUUCAAUAGUGGAUACUCCAGGAAUAUUAUCAGGUGAAAAACAACGAGUGGAUCGUGGUUAUGAUUUCACAGGAGUUCUAGAAUGGUUUGCUGAGAGAGUUGAUAGGAUUAUCUUAUUAUUUGAUGCUCACAAGUUGGAUAUUUCUGAUGAAUUUCGACGAUCAAUUGAAGCUCUACGUGGACAUGAUGAUAAAAUACGUAUUGUCCUGAACAAAGCAGACAUGAUUGAUCAUCAGCAGUUGAUGAGAGUCUACGGUGCUCUGAUGUGGUCAUUAGGAAAGGUUUUACAAACUCCUGAAGUAGCUAGAGUUUAUAUUGGUUCUUUUUGGGAUCAACCACUACGUUAUGAUGUAAAUCGACGACUGUUUGAAGCUGAAGAACAAGAUCUUUUUAAAGACAUGCAAUCACUGCCUAAAAAUGCUACUUUAAGGAAACUUAAUGAUUUAAUUAAACGUGCACGUCUUGCUAAGGUUCAUGCUUACAUUAUUAGUGCAUUGAAAAAAGACAUGCCGAAUGUUUUCGGUAAAGAUGCAAAGAAAAAAGAGUUAAUUAAAAAUUUAGGACAAAUUUAUGAUCAAAUUCAACGUGAACAUCAAAUUUCACCGGGAGAUUUUCCAGAUUUAAAAAAAAUGCAAGAAAAAUUAGCUCAUCAUGACUUCUCGAAAUUUAAUCCUCUUAAACCUAGGUUGUUAGAAGUCGUGGAUAAAAUGCUUGCUGAAGAUAUUGCUAAACUCAUGGCGAUGAUUCCUCAUGAAGAAAUAUCUUCCACCACCGAACCUUUGAUAAAAGGAGGAGCGUUCGAAGGUGUUGAGGAUCAAAUCAGUCCCUUCGGAUACAAGAGAGGCGAAGGUGUGGAUGCUGGUGCUGGAGAACCUGAAUGGAUUGUUAAUAAAGAAAGAUAUAAAUAUGAUUCAGUCUUUGAAUCAUUGGGUCCUACAGACGGAAAGAUCACUGGUUCAGCUGCUAGAUCAGAGAUGAUUAAGUCUAAAUUACCAAACAGCGUACUAGGAAAAAUUUGGAAACUCGCUGAUGUUGAUAAUGAUGGACAAUUAGAUGCUGAAGAGUUCGCUUUGGCAAUGCAUCUAAUAAAUGUCAAACUUGAUGGCUAUGAUUUACCAACGAGAUUACCCGAACAUUUAGUUCCUCCAUCUAAACGAUCAUGGGAGUCACAAAAUUAGGACAAUUUAUUCGUAUUUAAUUAAUGAAUUCAUUAAAAGAACUUUAUCUCUUUCUACGCAAAAAAAAAAAAAAAAA